CAAGGGAAGGAAAUGCCGUAAUGCUCAGCACUGGUCACUUGUACCGCCCCCACCUUUCCUCUGAACACUUCUGAGCAGAGAAAUCACUCCUACUCCAACCAGGAGUUUUCCCACCCCCCCGGGUAGCCUCUGCUGUGAAGAGCUUAUACUUGGAACAAAAGAAGGAAGACCAAGGACAAUACAACAAAAGAGAUGGCAAGAAAGAAGUUGAAAUAUUUCACGAGUUUGGAGCUUAUGCUCAGUGUUCUUCUGCUUGUGGUGUUUAUCAUCACUAUUCCUCUGUUCGUGCUUUCAGCCAUGGAUUCUUCAGAAUCUAAAGAUCCUGGGACAACGAGUACCACCCCGGGUUCUGCUGAGUGCCCAGUGGUCAAUGAAGUGGAACGGAUAAACUGCAUCCCUGACCAGCCACCAACAAAGGCCACAUGUGAUCAGCGUGGGUGCUGCUGGAGACCGCAGGGGACCAUAAGUGUGCCCUGGUGCUACUAUUCUAAAAGCCAUGGUUAUCAAAUGGAGGGUGACCUUGUAAAAACAAAUGCAGGAUUCACAGCCCAGUUGAACAGGUUGCCUUCUCCAUCUCUGUUUGGAAAUGAUGUCAACAAUGUCCUUCUCACAGCAGAAUACCAGACAGCCAACCGUUUCCACUUUAAGUUGACCGACCAAAGCAAGGGCAGGUACGAAGUGCCCCAUGAACAUGUGCAACCCUUCAAAGGAAAUGCUGCUUCUCCUUUGACCUAUGAGGUUGUUGUCUCCAAACAGCCAUUCAGCAUCAAAGUGAUCAGAAGAAGCAAUAAUCGUGUCCUGUUGGACUCAAGCAUCGGACCCCUCCUGUUUGCCGAUCAGUUCCUGCAGUUCUCCGCCCGACUGCCCAGUCCUAACGUGUAUGGUCUGGGAGAACAGGUGCACCGACAGUACCGGCAUGACAUGAAUUGGAAGACCUGGUCCAUGUUUGCCAGAGACACAAUCCCCAAUGGGGAUGGAACUAACUUGUAUGGUACACAGACAUUCUUCCUGUGUCUUGAAGAUGCCAGCGGAUUGUCCUUUGGACUGUUUCUGAUGAAUAGCAAUGCCAUGGAGGUUGCCCUCCAGCCCGCCCCAGCUGUCACUUACCGCACCAUCGGAGGCAUCCUCGACUUCUAUGUGUUUUUGGGAAAUACUCCAGAGCAAGUUGUUCAAGAAUAUCUAGAGCUCAUUGGACGGCCAGCCCUUCCCUCAUACUGGGCACUUGGAUUUCAUCUCAGUCGGUAUGAUUAUGGAACCCUACAGAACAUGAGAGAAGUCGUGGAAAGAAACCGUGCCGCACAGCUCCCUUAUGAUGUUCAGCAUGCUGAUAUUGAUUAUAUGGACGAGAGGAAGGACUUCACUUAUGACCCAGUAAAUUUUAAAGGCUUCCCUGAGUUUGUUAAGGAGUUACACAAUAACGGACAGAAAUUGGUCAUCAUUGUGGAUCCAGCCAUCUCCAACAACUCUUCCCCAAGCAACCCCUAUGGCCCGUAUGACAGGGGUUCAGAUGCGAAGAUAUGGGUGAAUGUUUCAGAUGGGGUGACUCCGCUCAUUGGGGAGGUCUGGCCUGGAAAAACUGUGUUUCCUGAUUAUACCAACCCCAACUGUGCUGUUUGGUGGGCAAAGGAAUUUGAGCUUUUCUACAAGCAAGUGGAGUUUGACGGAAUCUGGAUUGACAUGAAUGAAGUUUCCAACUUCGUUGAUGGUUCUGUUUCAGGAUGUUCCACGAGCAACCUAAAUUACCCCCCAUUCACUCCCAGAAUCCUGGAUGGGUACCUGUUCUGCAGGAGCCUCUGCAUGGAUGCAGUGCAGCACUGGGGCAAGCAGUACGAUGUCCACAAUCUGUAUGGCUACUCCAUGGCGAUUGCCACCACACAAGCUGUCAAGACUGUGUUCCCUAAUAAGAGAAGCUUCAUUAUAACCCGUUCGACCUUUGCGGGAUCUGGCAAGUUUGCAGCCCAUUGGUUAGGAGACAACGCAGCCACCUGGAAUGAUCUCCGGUGGUCUAUCCCUGGCAUGCUCGAGUUCAACCUUUUUGGUAUCCCAAUGGUUGGUGCUGACAUAUGUGGCUUUGCAUUGGAUGCCCCUGAGGAGCUCUGCAGGCGGUGGAUGCAGCUGGGAGCGUUUUAUCCAUUUUCCAGGAAUCACAAUGGCCAAGGCUACAAGGCCCAGGAUCCUGCCUCCUUUGGAGCUACCUCCCUGCUGCUGAAUUCCUCCAGGCACUACCUUACCAUCCGCUACACCCUGUUACCCUACCUCUAUACCCUCUUCUAUUGGGCCCACAGCCGCGGGGACACGGUGGCCAGGCCCCUUCUGCAUGAGUUCUACAGGGACAGCAACACGUGGGAUGUACACCAACAGUUUUUAUGGGGACCUGGCCUCCUUAUCACUCCAGUUCUGGAAGAGGGUGCAGAGAAAGUGAUGGCUUAUAUGCCCGAUGCCAUCUGGUAUGAUUACGAGACUGGGGCCCGAAUGAGAUGGAGGAAGCAAAGAGUGGAGAUGGAACUUCCUGGAGACAAAAUCGGACUCCACCUUCGCGGAGGCCAUGUAUUCCCCACACAACAGCCCGCCACCACCACUGUGGUCAGUCGACGGAACCCUCUUGGUCUCAUCAUCGCCCUAGAUGAGAACAAAGAAGCCAAAGGCGAACUUUUCUGGGAUGAUGGGGAAACUAAAGAUACUGUGGCCAGUAAAAUCUAUCUCUUAUGUGAGUUUUCUGUCACCCAAAACCGCUUGGAUGUGAAGAUUUUGCAGUCAACCUACAAAGACCCCAAUAAUUUAGUAUUUAAAGAGAUUAAAAUUCUUGGGAUCCAGGAGCCUAACAAUGUUAUAGUGAAACACAAUGGUGUCCCAAGUCAGAUUUCUCCUAAUGUCACUUACGAUUCUAACCUACAGGUCGCCCUUAUCACGGAAAUUGAUCUUGUCCUGGGAGAAGCAUACACAGUGGAGUGGGGCCUGAAGAUAAGGGAUGCAGAAAAAAUAGACUGUUAUCCCGAUGAGAGUGGUGCUUCUGCAGAAAACUGUACUGCCCGUGGCUGUGCCUGGGAGGCACCUAGUUCUCCUGGGGUCCCAUUUUGUUAUUUUGUCAAUGACCUGUACUCUGUCGGCGACAUUCAGUACAACUCACGUGGUGCCACUGCUACCGUCUCAUUAAAGUCUUCUUUAUAUGCCUCCGCUCUGCCCUCGGUACCCGUGACCUCCCUCCGUGUGCAAGUGACCUACCAUAAGAACGACAUGGUGCAGUUUAAGAUUUAUGAUCCUAACAACAAUCGGUAUGAAGUCCCGGUGCCUCUCAACAUACCCAGGGUUCCAUCCAGCACCACAGAGGGUCAGCUAUAUGAUGUCCUCAUCAAGAAGAAUCCGUUUGGGAUUGAAAUUCGCCGGAAGAGUACGGGCUCCGUAAUUUGGGACUCUCAGCUCCUUGGCUUUACCUUCAAUGACAUGUUCAUCCGCAUCUCCACUCGCCUUCCCUCCCAAUACGUCUAUGGCUUUGGGGAAACUGAGCACACAGCCUUUCGGAGAGACUUGAACUGGCACACGUGGGGGAUGUUCUCCCGAGACCAACCCCCGGGGUACAAGAAGAAUUCCUAUGGCGUCCACCCCUACUACAUGGCACUGGAGCAGGAUGGCAGUGCCCAUGGGGUGCUCCUGCUAAACAGCAACGCCAUGGAUGUGACAUUCCAGCCCCUGCCUGCCUUGACGUACCGCACCAUAGGGGGAAUUCUGGACUUUUAUGUGUUCUUGGGGCCAACUCCCGAGCUUGUCACUCAGCAGUAUACUGAGUUGAUCGGUCGGCCAGUGAUGGUUCCUUACUGGGCCUUGGGAUUUCAGCUGUGUCGCUAUGGAUACCAGAAUGACUCUGAGAUUGCCAGCUUGUAUGAUGAGAUGGUGGCUGCCCAGAUUCCUUAUGACGUUCAGUACUCAGACAUCGACUACAUGGAGCGGCAGCUGGACUUCACCCUCAGCCCCAAGUUUGCAGGAUUUCCAGCUCUGAUCACUCGCAUGAAGGCCGACGGGAUGCGGGUCAUCCUUAUUCUGGACCCAGCCAUUUCUGGGAAUGAGACACAGCCCUAUCCUGCAUUCACCCGGGGUGUGGAGGAUGAUGUCUUCAUCAAAGCUCCAAAUGGUGGCGGCAUUGUCUGGGGAAAGGUGUGGCCUGAUUUCCCUAAUGUCGUUGUAAACGGGUCUCUAGACUGGGAGAGUCAAGUGGAGCAAUACCGAGCUUAUGUGGCCUUCCCAGACUUUUUCCGUAAUUCAACUGCCACAUGGUGGAAGAGGGAGAUGCGAGAACUAUAUACCAAUCCACGGGAUCCAGAGAAGAGCUUGAAGUUUGAUGGCAUGUGGAUUGAUAUGAACGAGCCAGCGAGUUUUGUGAAUGGAGCAGUGCCCCCAGGCUGCAGGGAUGCCACUCUGAACCACCCUCCCUAUAUGCCACAUUUGGAGUCCAGGGACAUGGGCCUUAGCAGCAAGACCCUGUGCAUGGAGAGUCAGCAGAUCCUGCCAGACGGCUCACGGGUGCGACACUAUGACGUGCACAGCCUGUACGGAUGGGCCCAGACCAGACCCACCUACGAAGCUGUGCAGGAGGUGACGGGACAGAGAGGGAUUGUCAUCACCCGCUCCACAUUCCCCUCUUCUGGCCGCUGGGGAGGUCACUGGCUGGGAGACAACACAGCUGCCUGGGACCAGCUGAAGAAGUCUAUCAUUGGCAUGUUGGAGUUCAGCCUCUUUGGUAUAUCUUAUACAGGAGCAGAUAUUUGUGGAUUCUUUCAAGAUGCUGAGUAUGAGAUGUGUGCUCGCUGGAUGCAACUGGGGGCCUUUUACCCCUUCUCGAGGAACCACAACACCAUUGGGACCAGGAGGCAAGACCCUGUGUCCUGGGAUGCAACCUUUGUGAAUAUCUCCAGAAGUGUCCUGAAGACCAGAUAUACCCUGUUGCCAUAUCUCUACACCCUGAUGCACAUGGCCCACACGGAGGGCAGCACUGUCGUCCGGCCUCUUCUCCAUGAGUUCGUGUCAGACCGGGUGACCUGGGAUGUGGACCGUCAGUUUCUGCUGGGCCCAGCCUUCCUGGUCAGCCCUGUCCUGGAGGCUAAUGCCCGAAACGUCACUGCAUAUUUCCCCAGAGCCCGCUGGUAUGAUUACUACACGGGUGUGGACAUCAAAGCAAGGGGAGAAUGGAAGGCCUUGCUGGCCCCUCUUGACCACAUUAAUCUACACGUCCGUGGGGGCUUCAUCCUGCCCUGGCAAGAGCCUGCACAGAACACCCACUUAAGCCGUCAGAAAUUCAUUGGCUUCAAGGUUGCCUUGGAUGAUGAGGGGACUGCUAAAGGUUGGCUCUUCUGGGAUGAUGGGCAAAGCAUUGAUACCUAUGGAAAAGGACUCUAUUACCUGGCCAACUUUUCCGCCAGCCAAAAUACGAUGCAGAGUCAUGUAAUUUUCAACAAAUAUAUCACCGAUACAAACCCUUUGAAACUGGGCUACGUGGAGAUCUGGGGAGUGGGCAGCGUCUCCAUUUCCAGUGUCAGCAUCUCUGCGAGCGGCAUGGUGAUCAGACCCACCUUCACUUAUAACCCUGCAUCACAGGUGUUGAGCAUUGAUAUGACCAGCAUAGACAUCAGCCUCCAUAAGUUCGUUUCACUGACGUGGAGAAGCACUCUGAAUUUUUAGAGCAAGACACUGAUGAUGAACAGCUUUGAAACUACUUAUACUUCAUGCUCAUAAAAUUAUUGUGUGGUGUUAAUUGGCUCAUGCCCAGUACGGGUAAAGUAUUUUAUUAAUUUUGUUAUGUAUUUUGUCUGUGUCUUAGCUCUGUGGGAUAGGCCAUAGGGAAGUAUUGGAAAUCUGUGAGUUGUCUGACUGUCCCUGUGUGAUUAACAUGGUAAUGAUGGCUCAUCACACAAUAGCCCCUGAAGAGGCACUGGGUCCAUGGCAAAGUUGCACGUAUGUGUGUAUGUAUGUGUGUAAUCAGGGAAUGGGCCCCACUCUUGCUAAAUACACAAGAAAAAGCUUGCCAGGUCAGUUCCAGGCCCUAGGGUUGACUAAGGCCUCAAGAAAGUAUCAAGAAAGAACAUCCGCUUGUUGGUUAUAGGGAGAAGGGAGGAAUAGCAUGACAUAAGGGAAAGGAAAGGUCAGCAGGAAAGGUGAGAGGAAACAGAAGAUGGUGAUAAAAACAAUCCUCACAUGUAAGAAGAAAACGCAAAAAUCUCAGGAAUGGUUAGCCUCAUGGGGAGGAGCAAGGAAGGAGCCUACUCACGUGAAAGCGGGGAGAUGGGGUGGGGUGGGGGGACACUUAGCAUAUGGGAAGUGGGGUGAGGAUGAGAUUUAAGCAGGCAAAGCUGAGGGAGGGAGUUUGAACGUAAAAAAUGUAACUAAUUUUUGCAGUGGUGUGCUUUGAAAUGUGUAAAAUUAUUUCCUUGCUCUGUGCCUAACAUACAUAACCACAGUUCACACAAACGCAUGCAACUUAAAUGCCAGAGAAAAAUAAAACAAGCAAAUUUACAAGAAA
Messenger RNA from Leopardus geoffroyi (Geoffroy's cat), 6508 nucleotides. It is a transcript of the gene MGAM, whose product is annotated as maltase-glucoamylase. Gene Ontology annotation, molecular function: alpha-1,4-glucosidase activity; carbohydrate binding. The record is from RefSeq and is a predicted model, not a curated record. Lineage: Eukaryota; Metazoa; Chordata; Mammalia; Carnivora; Felidae. Gene Ontology annotation, biological process: carbohydrate metabolic process. The coding region runs from base 193 to 5670 and encodes 1825 amino acids. The transcript is spliced from 48 exons.